AUGGCUGGAAAUAUGAGACCUCAAGUGAUCCAACUGUAUAAAACCCUUCUUCAUCUGGGCAAAGACUAUCCUAAAGGCUAUGACUAUUUUCGGGGCAAGUUAAAGGCAGCCUUCUUGAAAAACAAGGAUGUGAGAGAUGAAAAAGAAAUUGAAUUGUUAUUAGGCCGUGGACAAUAUAUUGUAAAAGAACUUGAAGCUUUAUAUAUGUUAAAGAAAUACAGGACUUUAAAGAGACGUUAUUAUCCAAAUUAG
Molecule: messenger RNA, 252 nt
Organism: Lottia gigantea (owl limpet)
Lineage: Eukaryota; Metazoa; Mollusca; Gastropoda; Lottiidae
Exons: 1
Coding region: 1-252 (83 amino acids)
Biological process (GO): respiratory electron transport chain
Cellular component (GO): mitochondrion
Source: RefSeq, a predicted model, not a curated record